AUGGCAAUUGGAAUUUUUUUUGCUCUGUACUUUGUUGUUUUCUUCUUCUCUGGGGCUCAUUCAGUAACAUUCACAAUCAUAAACCACUGUCCCUACACAAUUUGGCCGGCGACGUUGACCGGCGGUGGUAGGCCUCAAUUAUCUACGACUGGGUUUCUGCUAGCUUCCGGUGCAUCGUCAACUAUCAAUGUUCCAGCUUCAUGGUCAGGCCGGUUCUGGGCCCGAGGGUUUUGCUCAACAGACUCUGGAAGGGUCACUUGUCUGAGCGGAGACUGUGGUUCUGGCCAAGUUGCAUGCAAUGGUGCCGGAGGAAAACCACCAGCAACCCUAGUAGAGUUCACUCUAGCCGGCAGCGGUGGACAAGAUUUCUACGACGUUAGCCUUGUAGAUGGUUUCAACCUGCCGGUUUCUGUGAUUCCACAAGGUGGAUCCAACUGUAGAUCGACGGCUUGUCCGGUCGACUUGAACGCAAACUGUCCAUCAGAGCUAGCCGUGAGGAAUCCAAAUGGGGCUACGAUUGGUUGCAAGAGUGCUUGUUUGGCCUUUAAUCAACCGCAGUAUUGUUGCACCGGCAGUUUUGGCUCGCCGCAGACUUGCCCGCCCACAAAAUAUUCUAAUUUCUUGAAGGGCAAGUGCCCACAGGCUUAUAGCUAUGCAUAUGAUGAUAAAACUAGCACUUUUACUUGCACCGGUGGAGCAAACUACCGUAUUACAUGGUGCCCAUGA
This is a messenger RNA of Ilex paraguariensis (yerba mate), 726 nucleotides long. The record is from the annotation of a GenBank genome assembly. NCBI's taxonomy places the organism in Eukaryota, Viridiplantae, Streptophyta, Magnoliopsida, Aquifoliales, Aquifoliaceae.